AUGUCUUCUUCAGUAAGAAUAGAAGACUAUUAUUCGGAUCAAGAUUCUCCUCCUUUGGCUUCUCCUCCAAUCACUGGACGGCAUGGCAAUACCAGUGCAAGAUCUACAGGUUCCAAUAGAUCAUCUCCUGCUAACCAUUAUCGCCAACAGCAGCAACAGCAGCAGCGUCAAAAACAACAACAAGUGGCAUCUCCCCUGUUUCGAAAGAGAAUGUACAGAGCAAUGCCACCACCUCAAAGACAGUAUUAUACAAUGUCAGAUAACGAGCUAACUGGAUCUGAAGAGGAAGAGGAUGAAGAGGAAAUCCAAAGAGCAAUGCAUGAUCUCGGCUUACAAGACCAUCCGCCAUUUGCUAGGUACCCAGGAGCAGCAGCAGGAAGCAGGCCACUGUCUCGUCGAUCUAGUGUGGAUUAUGAAUUACACGGACCACCUACAAGUCCUGCAGGCUAUUACGUCCCACAGUACGGCCAUGACCUUGACUUUUCACCCUAUGGCCCACCACUGAUGUCGCCUUACUUGAUGCAAGACAACAGAUAUCCACCGCCUCCACCCCCUCCUCCAUCACAUCCACAGUGGGUGCCAUAUCAGCACCUGAUGAUGGAUGAAAUGUCAGCUCAUCCAGGUCCAAUGUACCCACAACAACCCAUGGAUUUAGCAUUUGUGCGUCGAUCAGCCUCAUCAAGGUCGUACAAUAGACGUAAUCGACCUCAUUCUCGGCCUACCACUGGUAGAAGACACGGCAUCUUUUUGUCCCAUGACGAGGACAACGAACUAGACAAUGAAGAGUUUUACUAUGAUGAUGACGGGGGCGCCGACAGUGAUCAAGAUGUCUAUCCCACUCCAUUUCCACCCAGAAUGCCACCUCUAUCAAGACAGAGUAGUAUCGGAAGCAACAGCGGUCCAAGACCAUCUUUUCCAAGAAAACGAGCAAAUUCGCUCUCUGCUAUACCUCCACCUCCACCUCCACCUCCUUUCAUGAUGGAUUCUUCAAGAAGACAAGCGGCUCGAAACUACUUUUAUCCGCCUCCAAUGCCUCCACCACCACCACCAUCACAUCAAAGGAUGAAUCCUCGUUUUGCAGGAGGGCCUAGACGAGUAAUUCAUAGUGUGCCUAACUCUCCUCAGCUCUCGGUAAGCAGUGACAGCAGCUCGGAAGACUACAAGCAUCCACAGCAUCAUCAUCAGCAACAGCAGCAACCACCCAGACGUGCCUCUAUUAAUGUCGCUAGUACCAUUGGCCAUCCAAGCAAUCAUCCCAAUGGCAGAUUGGGUCGCAGCAUGUCUUUUAGUGGUGGAUUUCCCCCUCAUCCAGCUGUCAAUAUGGUGCCUCCACCUCCGCCUCCACCUCCUCCACCACCUUCUGCAGCAAUGCCUCCUAUAGUACUCCAUCCACCUCCGCCUGCUCCACCACUAGCACCUCAUCCCAUGAUGGAGAAUGCUACUAGGCCCAGUUCCAUGUAUAGCUUACCUUCUGGUGCUAUGGGUGGUGACUUUUUUGAUCAGAUGAUGCACUCAAAUCAGCAGCAACAACCAGGCACAGCUCCCGUAACGCCUAUGGAGAAUCCACCUUCUGGCAAUACCAGUGCUGCUGGUGAUGUACCCAUGAAUUCUCAAGCUGGUCCAACUUCUCAGUCUCACGCUGCUGGUCCUUCUGCAAUGGCAGCUAAUUUGCAGCAGCAGCAACAGCAGCAGCCACUCAACAUGCAGAUGCCUCCACCUCCUCCUCCACAGCAAAUGCAACCUUGGGGGAAUGGCUUUCCAACGUCUCCUGGAGAUCCUACCAUGUUUGGUCAACAAGGCAUGAUGCAGCAGCCACCUCCUCAAAUGAUGCUUCCUCCCAUGUUCAGUAACCCUAUGAUGAAUCAAAAUCCAAUGAUGAAUCAAAACCCAAUGUGGAACUUUAUGCCAGAAAUAAUGUUUGGACAAGGUGCUAGUGGCGGUGCUGGUGAUUUUCCCUUGCCAUUCAUGUAUUCAAGUGAUCCCAAUUUGAUUGCGCAAGCCAUGAAUGGUGGUGGUGGCGGCCCUGGUGGUCCUCACUUUAGUGGUCCUGGAGGUUUUGGUGGUAGGGAAGGAAGUAACAACAUGCACUCGCCACAUUUAGACAUGAAUGGAAAUCCUGUUGAUGGACCAAAUGGAGCUAACGGCGGUCCUGGCGGCAGCCCUGCUCAUGGUGCUGGUGGACCUCCCGAAGAAGAAAUGAUGCGAAGAUCUGGCGCUACUGGUGGUGGUGGUGGUGGUAAUGAGCCUCCACAUGGGCAUGACAUGAUGAUGAUGCCUCCCCCUCCACCACCUAAUUCUGCUCCCAUGUUGAAAAGAGGUUUAUCCAUGCUAGGUGGUUUAUUUGGCCAAGGUGGAGGUCAUCGCGAUGAUUUCAAUGGUGGUCCCCCACAUCCAAUGUUUGGUAACUUUUCUGCACCCAUUCAAGCACAAUCAAAAAAGGAGGCCAAGUUGCAACGACAAUAUGAGGAAUUGGGUACGUUUUACUGCUGGCGUCGAAUGGAAGGACCUGAUCAACACUUUGAGACAUUCAACAUUGAGAAUCAAAAGCUGAUCAAGAAGAAACUCAACAAGGCUCAACCACAGACGCAAAUUAUGCUCAAAAAGGAAAAGAAGUUGCCUGGAGAAAUCAUGAUUGAUCUACAACAGAAUCGCGGAUGUUAUCUAGCCAAGAUGGGAGGGGAUCCAGUGGUUGUCAUGCUGGAAAUUGAGCAAAAGUCGUAUGGCGGUGGCAACAGCUAUGUCUUUGGAGGUGAUGGGCAACAGCAGCAGCAACAGCAGCAGGGCCCUCCACAGUGGUAG
Messenger RNA from Mucor velutinosus, 2799 nucleotides. It is a transcript of the gene TPT1, whose product is annotated as tRNA 2'-phosphotransferase. The transcript has a single exon. The record is from RefSeq and is a predicted model, not a curated record. The coding region runs from base 1 to 2799 and encodes 932 amino acids. Lineage: Eukaryota; Fungi; Mucoromycota; Mucoromycetes; Mucorales; Mucoraceae.